This is a messenger RNA of Spodoptera littoralis (African cotton leafworm), 3606 nucleotides long. The record is from the annotation of a GenBank genome assembly. Lineage: Eukaryota; Metazoa; Arthropoda; Insecta; Lepidoptera; Noctuidae.
AUGAACGUUUUGCCGACCGGUAACUUAUUUCGCGAUCAACAAAAUGGUAGCAACAAUGCAUGUUUUAAGUGGAAAGUGCCUUUGGAGGGUUAUUGGCAACAAACACGUGGCGAGAUGGAUGAUUAUUUGCAGAGAGAAACGAAAAAAUCGGAUAAGUCGGAAAAUUCGGAAAAUUCGGAAAAAUCGGAGAAGUCGGAAAAAUCUGAUCGGCCUAUUCAAAUGGAGGUCAUGCUUUGGUCUCCAUCCCCGCAAACUGUACCAGUGUCCUUCCCAGAGCCCCUCUCAGUGUCUGACGAUUGGCGCUCGCUUCCCACGCCCGCUCCUCUGGGGUCUCCAUCAGAGUGUGUGCCAGAAUCUGACCCGGAAUAUGUCACAGAGUCUCAACCGAAGUUUGUGCCACAGUCUCACCGCGAGUUUGUACCACAGUCUCACCCCGAGUUUGUACAACAGUCUCACCCAGAAUAUGUCUCAGAGUCUCACUCGGAGUUUGCGUCAGAAUCUAACAUAGUGUUUACAUCAGAGUCUCACUCAGGAUUUAUGCCAGAGUCUCACAAAGAAUUUGCAGAAUAUCCACCAGAAUCUCACACAAAAUAUACGCCAGAGUCUAGCACUGAGUUUGUGCCAGAGUCUCAACCUCAAUUUGCGCCAGUGUCUCAAACAGAGUUUGCGCCAGAGCGUCACACAGGAUAUGCAACAGAGUCUCACUUAGAGUUUUUGACACAAUCGCACACAAAGUUUGCAGAAACACCGCCAGAGUCUCACACAGAGUUUGCAAAAAUACCGCCAGAGUCUCACACAGAGUUUGCAGAAAUACCGCCAGAGUCUCACACAGAGUUUGCAGAAGUACCGCCAGAGUCUCAAACAGAGUUUGCAGAAUUUCCACCAGAGUCUCAAACAGAAUAUGCGCCAGAAUCUCACUCAGAGUUUGCGUCAGAGUCUCAACCACAAUUUGUGCAAGUAUCUCAAACAGAAUAUGCAUCAGAGUCUCAAACAAAAUAUGCAUCAGAGUCUCACACAAAAUAUGCAUCAGAGCCUCAUACAGAGUUUGCAGAGAUUCCGCCAGAGUCUCACACAGAGUUUGCGGAAAUUCCACCAGAGUCUCACUCAGAGUUUGCAGAAUUUCCACCAGAGUCUCAAAAUGAAUAUGCAUCAGAGUCUCACGCACAAUAUGCAUUAGGGUCCCACACAAAAUAUGCAUCAGAGCCUCAUACAGAGUUUGCAGAGAUUCCGCCAGAGUCUCACACAGAGUUUGCGGAAAUUCCACCAGAGUCUCACUCAGAGUUUACAGAAUUUCCACCAGAGUCUCAAAAUGAAUAUGCAUCAAAGUCUCACGCACAAUAUGCAUCAGAGUCCCACACAGAAUAUUCAUCAGAGCCUCACACUGAGUUUGCAGAAAUUCCGCCAGAGUCUCACACAGAGUUUACAGAAAUUCCGCCAGACUCUCAUACUGAGUUUGCAGAAAUUCCGCCAGAAUCCCAAACAGAAUAUACAUCAGAGUCUCACACAGAGUUUGCGGAAAUUCCGCCAGAGUCUCACACAGAGUUCGCAGAAAUUCCACCAGAGUCUCAAACAGGAUUUGCAGAAAUUCCGCCCGAGCCUGACACAGGGUUUGCUGAAAUCCCGCCAGAGUCCCACACAGAAUAUACAUCAGAGUCUCACACAGAGUUUGCAGAAAUUCCGCCAGAGCCUCACACAGAGUUUGCGGAAAUUCCGCCAGAGUCUCAAACAGAGUUUGCAGAAAUUCCACCAGACUCUCAUACAGAGUUUGCAGAAAUUCCGCCAGAGUCUCACACAGAGUUUGCAGAAAUACCACCAGAUUCUCACACUGAGUUUACAGAAAUGGAGCAAGAGUCUCCCACAGAGUAUACAGAUAUUCCAUCAGUGGCUCUCACAGAGUUUGCAGAUAUUCCACCAGAGUCUCCCACAGACUUUGAAGACAUUCCAUCAGUGGCUCUAAGAGAGUUUGCUGAUAUGCCACCGGAUUCUCCCACAGAGUUUACAGAUAUGUCUCCAGAGUCUCCCACAGAGUUUACAGAUAUGUCUCCAGAGUCUCCCACAGAGUAUGCAGACAUUCCAUCAGUGGCUCUUACAGAGUUUGCAGAUAUUCCACCAGAGUCUCCCACAGACUUUGAAGACAUUCCAUCAGUGGCUCUAAGAGAGUUUGCAGAUAUGCCACCGGAUUCUCCUACAGAGUUUUCAGAUAUACCACCAGAGUCUCCCACAGAGUUUUCAGAUAUACCACCAGAUUCUCCCACAGAGUAUGCAGACAUUCCAUCAGUGGCUCUCACGGAGUUUUCAGAUAUUCCACCAGAGUCUCCCACAGAGCUUGCAGAAAUUACACCUGAGUCUCUAACUGAGUUUGAAGAAAAUUCGCAAGAGUCUCACACUGACUAUCCAGAUAUUCCAUCAGUGGCACUCACGGAGUUUUCAGAUAUUCCACCAGAGUCUCCUACAGAGCUUUCAGAAAUUACACCUGAGUCUCUAACUGAGUUUGAAGAAAAUUCGCAAGAGUCUAACAUAGAAAUUGAUGACGAUGGAUUCCGGCGUCCCGCUCCGCCCCCUGUGCCUGAUUCGCCGCCAGAAUCUCCACUGGAGCCUUCGUUAAAGAUUCCGUUACCGAUAGCAUCUCCGUUUAUCUUACCCUUAUACUCUCCGCUAGGAGUUUCGUCAGAAUCUCACUCAGAUUUUGCAGAUAUUGAAACAGAAUCUCAAUCAGAGUUUGCAUCAAAGUCUCGCUCAGAAAUUACACCAGAGUCUCACUCAGAGUUUGAUGCCGACGGAUUUCGGCGUCCUGCACCGCCCCCUGUGCCUGAUUCACCGCCAGAAUCCCCAAUAGAGCCUUCACUAGAUAUUCCGAUAGAGUCUCCGCUCAUCUUUCCUCUGUAUUCUCCGCUGGGGGUUCCAGUAGAGUCGAUACCAUCGCCACCACCAGUCAUUGAAAUUUCCAGCGAUAUUGCGAAAAACGUGACUCUUUUUAACGCCGGGCAGAGUAAAACAUUAUGCGACUCUGACGACAUAAUAAUAGAACAAAUAGAUGAGAUGGAACAAAUGGAAGAGGCUGCCAAAUCUGCUAAGUCCACUAACUUUACAAAUUUUGUCAAGCCUGUCAAACCUGCUAAAAUAUCUAAGGCUGCCAAGGCUGCCAAGUCUGCCAAGUCUGCCAAGUCUGACAAAUUUGCGAAGUCCGACAAAUCUGCGAAGUCUGACAAACCUGUCAAGCCUAAUAAGUCACACAAGCCAGUGCCAGUGCUUCCGGCCCAUCGUAAGGAGCAGGUAGCUAAGACAUACGCUAACAUGUUUGUCGCUGGCACCUUCCGUCGAUUGCACCGGUGUGAAAUAGGAUCUUGCGACAAGAUUUUCACCAAGAGCUCGCAUUUAAAAGCUCAUAUGCGAUCACAUACUGGUGAAAGACCGCAUAAGUGUACUUGGGAGGGUUGUGAUUGGAGCUUCGGAAGGCCUGAUGAGCUGACAAGACAUAUGCGUAAACACACGGGAGCCAAGCCGUUCACCUGCCGCCAAUGCAACCAGUCCUUCUCCCGCUCGGAUCAUCUAAAGCGACAUAAGCAUCCCACCGUACCGCCCACCCCGCUAACUAAACGAAACUAA